UUUGACGACGAAAUCUCCUCGUCACGGGGGGGAGGCGGAGAGGAGAGGAGAGGAGAGGAAGGCGAUGACGAGGGAGGAAUCGCCGGAGUCCGGCGGCGCCGCGGCGGCCGGAGAGCCGUCGGGCACGGCGCUGCCGAGGAGGGGGAAGUCCUGCAAGGGCUGCCUCUACUACUCGUCCGUGCUCAGAUCCCGCGGGUUCAACCCUGUCUGCGUGGGGAUCCCGCGCUCCAUCCCGCAAGUCCCAAACUACGUGGUGGACGAGCCCAAGGAAGAGGCGGCGGCGCAGGGGCAUGAUUUGAGGCAGUUCAAGUACGCCUGUGCUGGUUACUCGAUGUUCGUGGUGGAUAACAAAGACGGCCAAAGUGGCGAGAAGGAGGGCAAGACGUUGCUGCCGUAUUGCCAGGGGCUCGAGCUAUUGGUGGACAGCAGACUGGUUGAGAGAAAAUCAACGACUGAUGAGCAAGCUACUGCCUCUUUUAGAAAGGAAGCUGCCAACAGCUCUAGGCAACAAGGACAAAGACCCGGGCAGCUUACUGGACAGGAUUUCUAUGCGAGGUUUAGGAAGAGUGCAGGAUUGGUCGCUUCGGGCGUCGCAAAGAAUCUAAACAAGACAGCUAAUUACAUCAAGGAAAACAUUGCAGACAUACUUUACCCAGAUCGUCGACCACCCAAGUAGGAAUCAUGCUGCCUGUUCAUCGUUAUUCAGUUUGGAGGUCUUGAAAAAAUGCUAUGGACAUGAGAUGGAACUUGGAAGGCCACCUGACGUGCCAUAUACUUACAAUAACCACACCCUAGGCAGGAGUGGUCUGAGCCACAUUGAGCUCAAAUGGACGGUUUCUUGGAUGCUCUGAAUUCUUUUCACUCUACUUGCAUGAUUUUUGUAGUCACAUACAAACUAAUGUUGUACAUGUAACAUAAAACCUGCUUCAUUGAAGCUGAAAUCGGAUCUGGUCGGUGAAUUGUUGAAUAAUACCAAACUGUUAACUCGUUGGGAAAAAGAAAGAGAAAUGUCGAGAAAGAUUGAUACUC
Messenger RNA from Oryza brachyantha (malo sina), 1029 nucleotides. RefSeq lists its product as uncharacterized. Lineage: Eukaryota; Viridiplantae; Streptophyta; Magnoliopsida; Poales; Poaceae. The record is from RefSeq and is a predicted model, not a curated record. The transcript is spliced from 5 exons. The coding region runs from base 65 to 676 and encodes 203 amino acids.